ACUCAAGGACGGUCAACAACUAUCGUGUAGUAUUUCCCGUUCAACUGAGAGUCAAAGUGACACGCUAGUGACGUGUAAGGUGCACUCGUUUUCGACGUCUACGUAAACCUCGAAUUUUGUUUUCGAUGCAUCGCUUAUUACACGGGUGAAUAUCACAGUAGUACACUCGCGCUCGCUACCUGAGGCCCUCUCGGUGUUCCCCGAGUUAUCGCACUGGAAAAACACGCCAUACUUUAUCUGGUGUUUUGCCCACUAUCAGCUGAGCAAGCUAUGCGGUGUGUUCAUGUUCAGUGACAUGCUCUCAAUGGUCCGUAAAUACGAAAGAAUGAGCGGCCGUCAGUCCUGGAGCGAAGAGGACAUGGCGAAAGCUGUCGCCGCCGUUGUCUCCGGAAAAAUGGGCUACAAAUUGGCGGCCAGAACGUAUCACAUCCCGCGCUCAACGCUGCAGCGCCGCGCCAGCAAGGUGCGAUACCAGCUACCAGACGACCCCAAGCCCCUCAUGGGACACUACAGACGUGUUUUCACUGACAACCAAGAAAAGGACCUUGUCGGCUACAUAAAGAGUAUGGAGAAAUACUUCAUGGGUGUCUCCAGACGAGAUAUAAGGGAACUGGCCUUCCAAUACGCUGAGGACAACAACUUAAAUCAUCCUUUUGACGUAAACAGUCGUAUGGCCGGCGAGGACUGGGUCAGAAACUUCCUUAAAAGGAACCCAGAGCUACUGAAUAGGUCAGAAAAAGAAUACGAACUGGAGCCCGUCAACUUCGACCAAUUCUACCACUUUAUGUGUCAACUGUCAUGAUGACUAGUCGAUUAGUUGCUACAACUAGGUAAUGUUUUAACUAAUUAGCCACAAUGUUGUGAUUGCCGCGUAACAACUUUCCUGACUCAUUCCGAAACUAUAUUGCCAACAUCACAAAAGUUACGUUUAUGAUAUUCUGAGGUAAGAUUGAGUUUCUAGACGAAACGCAUGUAUAAAAACAUGUCAUCCCACUCGAUCAUUUAAGAAAAAAGAGAUAGGAAUAUGUUUUUGUACAAAGUUAGGUACAAAUUGUAAAGGUCACUCGACUAUGUUUGACGUCAGAAUAUAUACGCAUUGUGCGAAUAAUUGCCAUGUGUCUUAACAGGAAAGUAGGAAUACGGAUUUUUGUUCUCAAGAAUUCAAUUUGGAGAAGUUUUUUUUUAUUUUUAGUAGAGAAUUCUAAGAACGAGCUAAGCUCAUAGUACAUAAUAUAUUUUUCCGUUAUCUAUAAAAAGCCACAUAGAUAUUUUGUUUGUCUACUUAUUACUUGUUAGUACUUACCAAGUCUAAUGGUUUCUAGUUGUUUAAUUUAUAGUUUAAAAUUAUGUUGGUUAAUGGUAAUUACUAAAUUAAGGGCUGUGAUUUCAGAGGAAAUGUGUUAAAAACUUGGUGACAUACGAUAUUUAUUUAGAAAAUUGUCUUGAUUAUUUUGUUAUUGACAACCCUAUAUAUUGAAAGAUUCUAGUUUAGUUACCAAA
This is a messenger RNA of Papilio xuthus (Asian swallowtail), 1500 nucleotides long. RefSeq lists its product as uncharacterized. The record is from RefSeq and is a predicted model, not a curated record. Bases 284 to 802 code for a protein of 172 amino acids. NCBI's taxonomy places the organism in Eukaryota, Metazoa, Arthropoda, Insecta, Lepidoptera, Papilionidae. Gene Ontology annotation, molecular function: DNA binding. The transcript has 2 exons.